GUCGCGAUGACUGGUGGCUGCAGACUGCGUGUUUUCAUCUGGGCUGUGUUACUGCUGCUGCCCUCAGUCAUCAUGGCGUACAGACCAGUGAUUCUGGUUCACGGGCUGUUUGGUGGACCUGAACAGAUGGCGACGUUGAAAAAAUAUAUUAAACGGUCUCAUCCAGGUACCAGUGUGACUGCAAUAUCUCUGUAUAAUGCCGAUGCCAGUGUAAAGCCAAUGUGGGAACAGGUAGAAGGAUUUCGAAAGGCCAUCAAACCCAUCAUGGAGAGUGCUAAAGACGGCGUCCAUCUUAUCUGCUUUGCACAAGGUGGUUUGAUCUGUCGAGGAGUUCUUGCUACCCUUCCUCAUCACAAUGUUCACUCUGUGAUAUUCCUGUCUUCACCACUAGCUGGCCAGUAUGGAGAUUCAAAUUACAUCAGCAAGUUUUUCCCUUCAUUCAGCAAGUCAACACUGUACAAUGCUUGUUAUACUACACAAGGACAAAAACUAUCAAGCUGUAGCUACUGGAAGGAUCCACAUCAAAUAGAAAAGUACUUGAAGUACAGCGUCUUUCUGGCCCCGCUGAAUGGAGAAGUAAAAAAUGCCAAGUCAAAAGCGUGGCGCAAAAAUUUUCUGCGCAUAAAGACCAUGGUGUUGCUCGGCGGACCAGAUAAUGAAGUCAUUAAACCAUGGCAAUCAAGUAUGUUCGGGUUUUACAACAGCAAUGAAAAUGUAAUCGAUAUGGAACAACAGGAUUUUUAUGUAAAUGAUUCCUUUGGCCUGAAAACACUGAACCAAAGAAAAGCCAUUGUGAAGUGUAUCAUCCCUGGUGUUAAACAUGAUUCCUGGACUAAAAACCACAAAAUCUACAAAAAAUGCAUAGAAAAGUGGCUCACGUAACCUACAGAAGAAAAACUAACUGUAUCCCUUCACAAGCAAAAGCACAAUCCUAAAUGCAAUCAUGUUCCGUGUAGAUUAUGAUUGUACUCCUAUUGAUCCAUCAUAUUUCAUAAUGUAAUUCAUUUACACUUGAUGAUAAAUUGAUUGUGAAAUGGAGCUGUUUCCUAUUUGUGUAAAAUCAGUCUAAAGUUGUCACAGUCCAGCACAACUGAUUUAUUUACAUGCAUAUCUUUAUUUAAAAUGGGGAAAAUUUUUCUAAUAGUUGCAUGAAUCUAUUAAACUAUUCAAAUGUUUGGGGGUAAUAAAACAACUAGAAGUUAAUACUGUUUACUCUAUUUCUUCAAGUGACUAUAUAACAUGUAUUGUUUAAGUCUAUUUUGCUAAAUGCAGUUCUUUUGAACAUUUGCAUGUUAUCAAAGGGUCUUGAAAACUAAUUGCGUAUUUUCCAAAAUAUAUGAAUUUGCAAAGCUGGAGUGCCAAUAAAUAAUGCGUAAGACCUAAAUCAGUUGAACAAAAUCUAAGAAAUAAAAUUUAAAAAG
Danio aesculapii is the source of this 1421-nucleotide messenger RNA. RefSeq names its product lysosomal thioesterase PPT2-like. Gene Ontology annotation, molecular function: thiolester hydrolase activity; palmitoyl hydrolase activity. The transcript is spliced from 8 exons. Gene Ontology annotation, cellular component: lysosome. The record is from RefSeq and is a predicted model, not a curated record. NCBI's taxonomy places the organism in Eukaryota, Metazoa, Chordata, Actinopteri, Cypriniformes, Danionidae. Bases 7 to 882 code for a protein of 291 amino acids.